AUGUCACACCCAAGGGUAGAGGAGGUCGAAGACAGCGACAUCGAGGCGUCUGACCCCUCCGAGGGCGACAUCGACGAGUUCGACGACAUGGACAUUAUGCGACGGGUCGAACCCAAGUCCUCCACCACCUCCUCCUCGGCCGCCGCCGCCGCCGCCUCGCACAUCAACCCGGCCAACAUACCCUCCGCCGCCGCCGCCGCGCCCCGAGCCGGCGCAGGAGGCCCGGAAUGGCAAACGGCAAACGACCCGAAGCAGUACGCCGACUUCCAGUGCCUGUACCCGGUCUACUUCGACGCCCGGCGCACGCGCGCCGAGGGCCGCCGCGUGCCCAAGGAGCUGGCCGUCACGAACCCGAUCGCGCGCGAGAUCGUCAACGCCUGCGCCGCCAUGCACCUCCCCACCCUCUUCGAGACGGGCAAGUUCCACCCCAAGGACUGGGCGAACCCGGGCCGCGUCAAGGUCAGGAUACGCUUCGGCGGCGAGGCGGGACGCGGCAAGGACGGCGGCAAGGCCAGCCCCAACCAGAAGCCCCACGGCAUGCCGCAGAUCAACAACAAGCACCACCUCUACAUCCUCGUGGCGAAGCACCUCAAGGCGAACCCGACGACGGAGGACAGCGCGGCGCUGAGGGCGCGCGUGCAGGGCGCCCCCGCGGCGGACCCGAGCAAGCCGUGGCCCCGGCCCGCGGUCCCGCGGGGCUGGAAGAUGGGCGACCUGCUGCCGUACAUCAGUCCCGCCAUGACGGGCGGCGGCGUGAGCGAGAACUUUUUCAAGGACAUGAUGAAGGAGAUGCAGGGCGGAGGGGACCCGAUGGCCGCGUUGAUGGGGCAGGCGGCCGGUGGCGGCGGCGGCGGCAGCGGAGCGGAGGAUAAACCCGCCAAGAAGAAGAAGGGCAAGGGCAAAGCAUGA
This is a messenger RNA of Colletotrichum karsti, 909 nucleotides long. RefSeq lists its product as uncharacterized. Gene Ontology annotation, cellular component: signal recognition particle, endoplasmic reticulum targeting. Gene Ontology annotation, molecular function: 7S RNA binding. Bases 1 to 909 code for a protein of 302 amino acids. Gene Ontology annotation, biological process: SRP-dependent cotranslational protein targeting to membrane, signal sequence recognition; SRP-dependent cotranslational protein targeting to membrane. The transcript has a single exon. The record is from RefSeq and is a predicted model, not a curated record. NCBI's taxonomy places the organism in Eukaryota, Fungi, Ascomycota, Sordariomycetes, Glomerellales, Glomerellaceae.